Messenger RNA from Rubroshorea leprosula, 3188 nucleotides. The record is from the annotation of a GenBank genome assembly. NCBI's taxonomy places the organism in Eukaryota, Viridiplantae, Streptophyta, Magnoliopsida, Malvales, Dipterocarpaceae.
AACAGAGCAAUAUCUCUUCUUUUUUUGUUGAUUCGCCUUACAAUCGAGUCUUCUUACUCUUUCUCGUGAUCGAUCGUUGAAUGAGAAGCAAUGUCUGCAGAAAUCAUAGAUAUCAACCUAGAAGGGGAUUCAAAUGGCAACGGGAAUGAGGUACGCUUUUUGUCCACGAAUAUUCUUUUGAGAUGUGUGAAGGUUAUGCUUAAUGGGUGGGGUUGUCUUGUUAUUGUCCUGGUGUCUGAUGAGUGCACACCUGGCGAUGAUGCAAACAAGGGUCAAGAAAUUGAUAAUGGUAGUAAAGGGGUUGAGACUAAGGGUCUUACUCAUGGUAAAGGGGUUGAUGGCGAGGUUCGUGUGGAGGAAAGCCAAAAGGAGAGUGUAGUUGAGGAUUAUUAUGAACCUGGACAAGAUUUUACUACAAAAGGUGUUUGGUUAGAGAAGGAAGAUGAAGCUGGUGUUGAGAAGGAAGAUGAAGUUGGUGUUGAGAAGGAACGUGCAGUUGCAUUAAAAAGUGAUAAUGUGGCUGAUGACCAUAAUGAUGAUCUCUAUGGGACAAAGAGGCAGAAGGUGAUGAAGGGCAUUAUGAUCUUGUUAUGGAUAUCCCUGAGUGUGAAUGCAGCAAGUCCUAGUACCCCUCUUACAGCAAUCCAUGAUAAUAAUGAUGAAAUGCAAAGUGAUGCAGAAUAUAGUUACAUUUCUACUGAAGAAGAUGAUGGAAGUGAUGCUGAUCAUGCUUCUAGGAGGAGGGCUACACACGCUGUUUAUGAAGAAGUUGAAGAUGCUUUUCUAGAUAUAAGGUUGGGGAUGAUUUUUGUGAGCAAGGCACAUUUUAAAGCUGCUGUUGAUAGAUGCAACACGAUGCAAAGGAGAGAUAUUAAAUGGAAGAAGAAUGACAACAAACGGAUUAGGGCUGUUUACAAAUAUGCCCCAAGCUGUGAUUGGAAAAUACUAUUAUCAAAGGAUGCAGUGACGGAUUCUUGGAUGGUGAAGACAGAUAUUCAUGAGCAUACCUGUGGUGAGGAGUUGACAAGUAGGAGAUUCAACUCAAGAAGUGCAUCAAAGUAUUUGGUUAAGAAGAUGGGUUUUGCUUCUCUUUACUUGAAAGCAAAUGACAUUUUUCAAACCAUCCGGAGAAACAUUGGGCUGGAGUUAAUUGGAAAACAAUGCAAGAAGGCAAGAGAGAAAAUUGCCCGUGUGUUUGAAGGAAAUUGUUUGAUGGAAUAUAGUAAACUGUGGGACUGUGCUGCUGAGUUGAGGAGAAGAGAUCCAGUAGCCACAAUUCUCAUUCAGGCACCAAGGCCAACAACAAAUGCAAAUCCUAUUUUCAUGAGAACGUAUGUAUGUUUCAGCGCUAUGAAACUUGGAUUUGUUGCUGGCUGUAGGUGUUUAAUAGGGGUUGAUGGAGCUUUUCUUAAGGGAGCAUAUAAAGGAGUUUUGCUGGUGGCAGUUGGACGGGAUGCCAACGAUCAGAUGUACCCAUUGGCAUGGGCAGCUGUCGAUGUUGAGAAGAUAGAGACUUGGAGAUGGUUUUCGGAAAAACUGCAAUCAGAUAUGCAAAUUGGUAGUGGCAAUAGAUUCACAUUUAUAUUAGACCAACAGAAGAGAGCAUUCUGGAAAUGCGCAAAGGCAACCACUGAAGCUGAUUUCAUUAAGGCAUUGGGUGAAUUGACCAACAUUAAACAGAGAGCUAGGGCUGCAGUCUUAAAAGUACACCCACAAUUUUGGUCAAAGGCAUUCUUCAAGGAAGACAGUAAGUCAUAUGUAGUUGACAACAAUAUGUGUGAAGUUUUUAAUGGUUUAAUUGUUGAUUCAAGGCACAAGGCUAUUUUCUCAAUGCUUGAAGAUCUUAGGAUGAUGUGUGGUAGAAGGACAGUUGCUAGAAGGACAUUUGCAGAUGAGAAGUUUGUUGGUGAUUUUGGUCCUAAAAUAUGGGAGAAGAUUGUUGCAAGUAGGGAAGGAAGCAAGAGAUGCAGGGUCCUAUGGCCUGGUGGCGCUGGUUAUGAGGUUGAAGAAGAAGACAAGGGUAAAUUUAUUGUUGAUAGGAACAGGAGGACUUGUACCUACAGGUGCUGGAACAUGACCAGCAUACCUUGUAAGCAUGUUAUUGAGGGGAUGCCACAGUGGAAGGAAACUAGAAUGCCCCCAAUUCAGCCACCAUUGCCUAGGAUGCCACAGUGGAGUGUGACAUGGAAGGUGUCAGAAGUCCACCUUUCUCACUCCACCAUGUCCAACCUCGGCUUUCUACCGACUAACAUUCCUCACAUCCUAGACCCCACCAUCUUCAAUCCUGGUCAUGUUCACCAACGUUACUUUCAGCCAUCUGAUUAUGAUCUAAUGAUAAUUCAUGGCUCAGAGGAGGAUAAUACCAUUGGUUUCAAUGUAUAUCCUUCACAAAUUGAUCAUGUUAAGCCACAAGAGAUCAUUCCGAAUAUUCCCAUCUUCCACAUCAGUAAGCUGCCAUGGAGUAGAUCAGAAGUGCAAGAAGAAGAAAUUGGUAUGGGGAGAGGAAUGAGCGAGAUGGGUUGCAGAAUUGCUUUCCGGACCGAAUCCGAUCUUGAGAUAAUGGAUGAUGGGUUCAAAUGGAAAAAGUAUGGCAGGAAGAAGGUUAAGAAUAACCCUAAUCCAAGGCAUUACUACAAGUGUUCAAGUGAUGGUUGCAAUGUGAAGAAAAGAGGGGAAAGAGAUAGAGAAGACUCAAGGUUAGUGAUAACAACUUAUGAAGGGGUACAUAACCAUCAAACCCCUUGUGCCAACUGAAUCCCACCCAUGGACAAUAUUCCUAGCCAAUGGACUUCUUCUCAUGACCCUUAUAGCUCUCAAUUGUGAAAACCCUAGCUAGAUAUAAUGGAAUGCACACAUCACAAGAUAUAAGGACUUGUAUCUAAUUCAUGCAUUGCUCUUUUGCCUUUUCUGUUUGGAGUGCACUCUUUCGAUGGUGGGGGGUGUCUUGUUGCGGGUGCUGCCUUGCUUAGUCUUGGAUUGGUUGCUUCAGUCUUCUAUUGUUGAUCUUUCUCCUGUGCAACUGUCUUGGUCGUGUAGAAUAUUUUUCUUGCACCGUUUGGUGGAUUUGUGGUGUGCGGGUCUGGUUGAUUGUACUUCUAAUCCAUAAAUGUAGCCGUGCUGUAAGUAUAUGAUGUACUAACUGGCUUUGGGUAUUUAUUGUAUUUUUGUUAUAAAAUAAUUGUUUUUUA